AUGGAUUGCUUCAAGCGGGUGCAUUUCAAACGGGUCUUGGUGGUACCAUUCUCCAUAGAAUUCAGAAAAGAAGGUCUCAUCUAUGUUUUCUUCUUCUUCUGGUUCAUCUUCUAUCUUGGAGUAUCUGAUAAUUUUUGUGCUCCUUUGUCAUAA
This is a messenger RNA of Heterobasidion irregulare TC 32-1, 153 nucleotides long. RefSeq lists its product as uncharacterized. NCBI's taxonomy places the organism in Eukaryota, Fungi, Basidiomycota, Agaricomycetes, Russulales, Bondarzewiaceae. The transcript has a single exon. The coding region runs from base 1 to 153 and encodes 50 amino acids. The record is from RefSeq and is a predicted model, not a curated record.